AAGAGGAUGGACUGGGUGAAAUUGCGUUCCUAUUCCCGGAAGAAGCGGGCUCAACGGAAUGUCCAUUGUGCAUCUCCUCUCCCAGCUGCGGCAGCAUCUGCUGCUAUAGGUGAAAGGAAUGCUAAAGCCAAAGGGAGUCGGCAGCGCCUAGAUCUGCUUUCUGAACCUCGGCAGGAACCUCGUGUCAGAAGACAAAUUGGAAAUGCCAUUACAAAAUCAUUGCCCAAAAUUCAAGAAGCCUCUGGGGUGACCCAGAUGGACUGCCUUUCAAUGGAACAAAGUACUGAAUUAAAUGAAAAUGAAAACAGAAGCAUGGAGGUGAAUAAAAGUAUCAAUAAAAUAACCACUGCUGUAUUAAAGGAUUCUUUGCAUUUAAGCUCUGCAAGUAAAGAAAGUCCUAGAUAUAGUGAAACUACAUCAGGAAUGACUUUACCCACAGGUGUUUCACAUUUUUUGCUGCAGUGUUUGGAUGAAGAGUCUUCUCUGUGCUCUGAUACAGAAUCUAGUGAUGGAGCAAGUACUUAUUCAUCACCUGAAAUAUUCAGAGAUGAAAACACAUUAGAAAAAAGCUGCACUAGUCCAGAAGAAUGCCUUGGGCACAGGAAUUCAACCCUCUUGGAUACCAGCAAAGCCAUCAACAUAGACAAGAUGCCACAUGUGCCAAAUCUUUCACAGAUACUGGAGACAGUAUACCAGUAUAUGCAACUGCUCAGAGUAAUGACUCUGAUUGUGGCAGCUACACAAAGCACUGCCUUAGCCAUGGCCGUUAGAAGCAACAGCUGUAGCCAGGGAAAUCCCCUCUCACAAAGAGAACACAUUGGUGGAGCAUUGCAUUAUGGCAGAACUGAAGAUAUUACUAAGCAUAUAACUACUUUCUUACUUUCGUCUUGUUUUUCUUGUUUUUACCAUGGCAGGCUAUCAAAGCAGAAAUCACGUUCUGAAUUGACAGAUGUUUCAGCUGUAGUUGCAGGGAAACAAGUGUGCAAGAUUUUUCCCGCAAAGGAAAAGACACCUGAAUUGCAAUCUUUUGGAGCCUCCUUAUUGCCUCAAAAACAGACAAAAAAGACUAAAGAUCAGCAACCCAGGAAAAUGAAGUGCACAAAAAGAGUACUGUUUUCCUCAUCCUCUCCUUAUGUAUCGAGUCCAGCCAAAUCUUGUGGAAUCACAGCUGAAACCUUAGGCUCUGCACAGCCAGGCACUGGCAUGUUGGACUCGUCAUCAGUACAUAAAGUCUCACUCGGUGAAGCUUCCUUGCCGAGCACAAGUCGUUCAAAUGUAAAUUCAAAAGAAGUCAUUCCUGCUUCCCUGUCUCCAGAAAGUGUUAUUCGUCAGUGUCUACGUAACCCUCCAGAAAUCUGCUGUAUCAUUAAAGCUUCACCAGGACCACUGAAAGUUCUCCAACACCCACUGAAAAGAAAAAGAGUGUUUCCCCCACCAGGAGCAACUGAAGAUAUUAUUACCAGUUCAAAAUACUAGAUCUACAGGAACAAUAGG
Zootoca vivipara (common lizard) is the source of this 1494-nucleotide messenger RNA. The record is from RefSeq and is a predicted model, not a curated record. NCBI's taxonomy places the organism in Eukaryota, Metazoa, Chordata, Lepidosauria, Squamata, Lacertidae.